Molecule: messenger RNA, 3105 nt
Organism: Pomacea canaliculata
Lineage: Eukaryota; Metazoa; Mollusca; Gastropoda; Architaenioglossa; Ampullariidae
Exons: 8
Coding region: 2103-2852 (249 amino acids)
Source: RefSeq, a predicted model, not a curated record
ACAAGCUGUUCAUAUUUUUAAUAAAUUAUUCUACCAUAUACCGGCUGGUGGUUGUAUAGCUACAUGUUUCCAUAACAAGUUUUGCUAAUUCCAGAAAACCACAGAGGAAUUAAACAUACGGAAUAUCGAUGACAAAUUUAGUUGAGAAAAAAGUCAAGAGAGCAGGGUCACCAAAACUACUUGAAUGAUUUUUAUUGCAGGUAAAGUAUUCACGAGCACUUAGAAAUCAGUAUUGAAUUUGAGUAAAUAACACAGGUUCACGCAGAUGUCCCCUAGAGUUAAUCUCAUCUAAAUGUCUCUGAAGAGUUUUGCAAGUGCACGACACGGAGUUGCAGUAACACUAGGGCACGUCUGUUGACCUUACAGGUGUAACUGGGUCGUCAGGCUUCAACAUUCAACGGCUGCUGCCACAUAUGUAUACAGGAAUACACGCAUACAGGUGUGCUUUUACUACUACAAAAGCCACGUACUUUUAUAUUUCUCUUUUUCUCUCUCUCUCUCACACGCAUACGCACUCACGCACGCACGCACGCACGCACGCACGCGAGAGAGAUGCUCCGGCUUUCUAACUUCCUGUUUCAGCAGCGGUCGUACUUAUGAAGCGAAGGUAAGUCGUUGGCGUGGAGUAACAUGGCGAAAUCAAAGACAAUCGUAUUGUCUUUGUAAUUAUAAAGUGUCCCCAGACACUGCAGAUGAAGCUUAUCCCUUGGAUAGAGAGCUGUGGCCAAGAUGCCCUGGGGUACAGCAACAAAAAGUGUUUGCUGUGUCUGCACACUACUUCACAAGUUUGAUACUUCUCCUUGUUUUCCUCACUUGUUGCAGCCUCGCUUCGUUGCUCCGGCCUCACGAGAGCUGGGUAUAAAUAAGAGGAUGCCUGUGAACAACAAGGAUGUGAGGAGACAGAACAUGGCGCUUGUACCUGGGAUUGUGACGACAGCAGUUGUGAUACUCAUUACGUGUCAAAGGGCGAACAGUAUCGCCAUGUCGUGCAGCAGUGAUGGUGUCAUCCCGUUCAGAGAACUGACCAAAAGCUCGGCUUCCUGUUACUCCUUAUCUCCAAAUACCUCCGUCAGUUGGAGUCUUACUACCUUGUCUGGACAACAGGUGUCCCUCGGCACGUGCGUGACGACACGUCAUGCACAGUCCAGCACCAGGCAGUCACAGCUGUAUCUCACACCUCCAUCACCUUUAACGCCACCCGGGACAUGGCGGGUACAUUGGUCUGUUCAGAAGUCUUCAGCAACGGCACCGUAGUGUCCGCUAACUGCACCCAGGACAUCGCAUACCCACUUCAAGUGGACAAGGUCAACGUGACAAUAAAUCUUGAGAACUGGACGUUCACUGCUGAAGUUGUUACUUCCAGGGUGUUCUCCUCCCUCAGUCGCUAUAGUAUGUUCAUUAACGAGGUCAACAUUGAUAUCUAUCAACAGUACUACGUGGGACCAAUAGAAAUUGCGUCCAAACCGUCCUUUGAAUUGUACACCAACUCCACUACAGGUCUUGAGUACCACAGGGGGACAGUCACCACCUCGUGGUCCUUACCAUCCAAGAGAGGCGACUAUUACUACACUCUGCUUUUCGUCCCACACUGGACUACUUCAAACUUUAUCCUGAAAAAGGUGGUACGUUAGCUCGCACGUUCCGACCCAUUUAUGAAUAACAAUUAAAAUGAAUAAUUAACAACUGACGCUCAUGUUGUAUGCGAAUGAAUGUCAUAUCAUCACUUCUGAAACAAGUCCCAUUCAAAGUUUAAUCAUGGACACCAUACACGGGUCUAAUGAAGAGCACAUUUAUAAUACGUAGAAGAUUGUCGGCAUCAUCGAUGGCUUAAUUAACAUAGACAUAGGAGUAGUUGUAGAUACGUACAUGACCUAUUGAAGGAAGGUCAUAUUUCAAUCGCAGACCUUAACAUGAAGCACAAAUGAAGAGAUAAAUAAAAAAUGUUUUUACUGUCAACUGUUUUAAAUAUUCUGAAUAUUUUGAUAUUUAUUAAUGCAGUCUAAACGUUUGUUUGCGUCAGGUUUAUUAAAGAUUCUAGAACCGUCACCUCCAGAGACAAACUGCUCAUUAACCUAUGUCCCAGAAGUGGGCCAGUGGACUGCAUGUGCAGCACAGUGUCGCUGGGGAGUCCGGCAGGCAGGCUGCAGUGGCUCGCGGGAAAUGACGUCAUAGUCUCUGGCGGAUAUGGCGUCACGCAGCUGCCGUUUCCCACAAACAGCGUCAACCGGACGCACGAUGGCAUGCGAGUCACGUGUCAGGUGGACUGGGUGGUCAAGCAGUCCGUGUUUGUGACGGACAAAGUAGCGUAUGGUCCUGAGAGAGUCAGUCUCCAGGUGCGAUCCAUUCACUGCUUGGUUAUUGCUACCUGCACCGUGGAUGACCUAAGACCUUUCAGCUACGACAUGGUACAGUGGGGCGGUCAGUGUCAAGGUCAGCGAGGUGUCGUGUGCACGUUUGAAUCUUGCGACGCUGAGGAUGUCACGUGCUCUGUCACCAAUCACGCUAAUAACGGACGCAGCGUCAGAGCUGUCGAGAAGGUCACAGUCACAGGUAGUGUGGCCGCGAGCGACAUCUUGGCGAGGAGUGUAGGCGCUAGUGUCGGCGUCACACUUGGUGUUCUGGUGCUGGCGGUGUGUCUGGUGCUCGCUGUCGUGUGGAUUCGCAGACGUCAUUCACCAGCCGGAAGAAAAGAAUCUAACAACACCAGGAAACACAACUCUGCAGAACAUGACUACGCGGGACUAUUCCAGAUAACUGGAAGGGAGAUAACUCAGAGUGACUCGAGCAACAACGAAAGUGACUAUGGUUCUUCAGGCAAUGCUUACCAGAAUGUGCCAAGACCUCGAACAUGAAGAUUCAGAACUAGGAUAGAGUAUUAUUGUAAGUGAUAGAAUGAGAUAAACAUAGAUAUCUGGAUAUAUUUUAAUGAAAUAUCUAGUCAUAUUGCUCUUGAAACGUUCAUAAAAUUAUGUGCUGUAGAUGUGCUUUGAACAAACCGGACUGGUUUGAAAAAAAACUGUGGUUAUACUACUUCCACAUACGCAUGAUGUAGACAAACUUUAAUAUUUUACUCUUUUGUAUAUUUGAAGCAAAUCUGUUAAUGAA